UGUUGUUCUUUAAAUUCUUUGAACUUAACCUACCAUGUUAUCUUAUUUCCAUAUAAUUUUCUACAACAUAACAUAAGCCAUUAAAGAGUCCUAUAAUAUUCCACUACUCACCUAAACAAGUAAGAGUGUAAAAGCCUCAAAUAUAUUGGUGAAACUGAAAAGGUAAAAAGGUAUAUAUUUUUUAAGAUAAACUAUACUAUAGGCUAAAGUUUAUAAUUCAUUUCAUGACAUACACAUUCCAUUAUAUAUCCUUAUCAUUGUCAACUUUAUUAUUAUUAAAAAAUAGAGUAGGCAAGGUGGUUUCAUUGGACUAUAUAAAGCCUCAUAGAACCUUCAUUUGUUCAUGCUCCAAAAACUUUAUAUCCUUUCUUACUUCCAUGUUUUAUAUAGAAUAGUCCUAUUAUUUUUAGUGCAUACCUUUUGAAUCAUUUUACCUUGUGUCUAUAAUACCUCAUAAUGAAACACAUAUUUUCCUAUUGGUUAUGCCAUUUUCUUCUGUUAUUGGCCACACUUGAUACUUCUUUUGUUGCAACACUUAGUAAUGAUGCUGAUGCAACAGACACUAACUUGCUUCUAAGGGUUAAAUCAGAACUGGUUGAUCCAUUAGGAGCCAUGAAAAACUGGUCUCCAACAACUCAUGUUUGCAAAUGGAAUGGAAUAACAUGCGAUGUUAAUCAGAAACAUGUUAUAGGUUUGAAUCUUUCUGGUUCAGGAAUAUCAGGUUCCAUUUCAGUUGAGUUAAGUAAUCUCAUUUCUCUUCAAACACUUGAUUUGUCUUCAAAUUCACUUAAUGGUUCCAUACCUUUAGAGCUAGGUAGCCUUAAAAAUCUAAGGACACUCCAACUAUACUCAAAUUACCUCUCUGGUAACAUUCCUAAAGAGAUUGGUAAUUUGAAGAAGUUGCAAGUUCUUAGAAUAGGUGAUAACUUUUUGACAGGCGGUAUUCCACCUAGCAUCAUUAACUUGAGUGAGUUGAAUGUGUUAGGUUUAGGUUACUGUCAUUUAAAUGGAACCAUACCAGUUGGAAUUGGUAAUUUGAAAAAUCUAGUUUCACUUGAUUUUCAAAUGAAUAGUCUUAGUGGCCUUAUACCUAAAGAGAUAAAAGGCUGUGAAAUGCUUCAAAACUUUGCAGGAUCAAAUAACAUGUUUGAAGGAGAGAUUCCUUCAUCUAUAGGUUCCCUUAAAGCAUUGAGAAUUCUUAAUCUAGCAAAUAACAGUCUUUCUGGACCGAUUCCUAUAUCGUUGAGUUAUCUUUCUAACUUGACAUACCUUAAUUUGCUUGGAAAUAAACUAAAUGGUGAAAUUCCAUAUGAGCUUAAUAGUUUGAUCCAAUUGCAGAAGCUAGACUUGUCUAGCAACAACUUUUCUGGAUCAAUACUCGUCCUUAAUACCAAACUGAAGAGUCUCGAAACUUUAGUUUUGUCUGAUAAUUUUUUGACAGGUAAGAUUCCAAGUAGUUUCUGUUUCAAAGGUUCAAAGCUUAAUCAAAUUUUCUUGGCUAAUAAUAUUUUCUCUGGAAAAUUUCCCUUGGAGUUACUCAACUGUUCUUCAAUACAACAGUUGGAUCUUUCUGGUAAUAGCUUUGAAGGUGGAAUUCCAUCUAGCAUAGAUAAACUGCAGAACCUCACCGAUCUUGUACUCAACAACAACACCUUUGUUGGAUCACUGCCUCGUGAAAUCGGAAAUAUUAGUACUUUGGAAGGUCUUUUCCUAUUUGGUAAUUUUUUAACAGGUGAAAUCCCAGUGGAGAUUGGAAGGCUGAAGAGAUUGAACACUAUUUAUCUCUAUGAUAAUCAAAUGUCUGGAUUCAUACCAAGAGAGUUAACAAAUUGCACAAGCUUAAGCGAAAUUGAUUUCUUUGGAAACCAUUUUACAGGUCACAUUCCUGAGACUGUAGGGAAGCUGAAAAACUUGGUUCUUCUUCAUUUGAGGCAAAAUGAUUUGUCUGGUUCAAUCCCUCCAAGUUUAGGGUACUGCAAAAGUCUUCAAGUAUUGGCCUUAGCAGAUAAUAAACUUUCAGGUUCUAUUCCACAUACAUUUAGUUACCUUUCAGAACUUUUUAAGAUUACUCUUUACAAUAACUCCUUUGAAGGACCUAUCCCUCAUUCACUUUCUUCUCUCAAAAACCUCAAAAUCAUAAAUUUUUCACACAACAAAUUCAGUGGAAGUUUCUUUCCUUUAACUUCUUCAAAUUCUUUGACUCUUCUUGACUUGACUAACAACAGCUUCUCAGGUCCUAUCCCUUCUAAUCUAGCUAAUUCAGUAAACCUCCACCGUCUCCGGCUCGGAUACAAUAACCUCACUGGAACUAUUCCUUCUGAGUUUGGCCAGCUUAAUGAUCUAAACUUUUUUGAUUUAUCAUUUAACAGUUUAACAGGAGAAAUACCACCUCAACUCUCAAACUCGCGCAAAAUAGAACACAUUUUGCUGAGUAAUAACAGAUUGAGUGGCAAGAUACCUAAUUGGUUAGGAAUCUUCCAACAACUUGGUGAGUUGGAUCUCUCAUACAAUAACUUCACUGGCAAGUUACCUUCUGAAAUUGGUAACUGUUCAAACUUACUCAAGCUUUGUCUCCAUAACAACAAUUUGUCUGGUGAAAUUCCUCAAGAGAUUGGAAAUCUCACUUCUCUUAAUGUCUUCAACAUUCAAAGCAAUAGUCUCAACGGCCACAUUCCUUCAACUAUUCAGCAAUGCAAGAAGCUCUAUGAGCUAAGGCUCUCACAAAAUUUUCUGACAGGUACUAUACCAUUUGAGCUAGGAGAGCUUGAUGAGUUACAAGUGAUAUUAGAUUUGAGCAAAAAUCUCUUCACUGGUGAGAUUCCAUCAUCUUUAGGUAACCUAAUGAAGCUAGAAAGACUCAACUUAUCUUUCAAUCAACUUCAAGGAAAAGUUCCUACUUCACUUGGUAAACUUACAAGCCUGCAUGUGUUGAAUCUCUCAAAUAACCAUCUUGAAGGCCAAAUUCCUUCAACUUUUUCAGGGUUUCCAAGAAGCUCUUUCUUGAACAAUAACCGGUUAUGCGGCUCGCCGUUAGUAUCUUGCACAGGAUCAACAUCACAGGGGAAAAUGCAGCUAUCAAACACACAAGUUGCAGUUAUAAUUGUGGCUAUUGUGUUUACUUCAACUGUGAUAUGCUUAGUUAUGUUGUAUAUAAUGCUUAGAAUUUGGUGUAACUGGAGAAAAGUUUCAAUAUCAAAUGAUGCAGAUGGAGGUAAUGUUGCUAUGAAGAAAGAGGAAAGUAGAUGGGGUUGUAAUGAUCAGAAGACAAGGAAUGGAGAGUAUUGGAAUAUGAAUUCAUUUGGAUUCAUUCCUUCACCAGAUAAGAAUAAUUCAGUUACAACAACUUGUUUUUUUAAUAUCAAAAUGGAAGCCAUGGAAAAUGCAAAUAUAUAAAAUCUUUUUUUUCUUCU
Trifolium pratense (red clover) is the source of this 3410-nucleotide messenger RNA. Its product is annotated as LRR receptor-like serine/threonine-protein kinase GSO1. Lineage: Eukaryota; Viridiplantae; Streptophyta; Magnoliopsida; Fabales; Fabaceae. The record is from RefSeq and is a predicted model, not a curated record. The transcript has a single exon. Bases 457 to 3393 code for a protein of 978 amino acids. Gene Ontology annotation, molecular function: protein binding.